GGUUGGUGGUUCUGGUGACCGUCCUGGUGGUAGGGGACUUCGCGCAGCCAUGUGCUUCCCUGCUGUGGAUCUACUGCUCAGCGUACGCCGCCAUCCUCGCCGCCUCCCUGUUCCUGGACGCCACGCUGUCCCUCUGCGCGCUCAGGGGUGGCAUCCUGGACACGGAGCCGAGGAAGCACGUCAAGUACGUCAUCUACAUCAGGCUGGGUGUGAUGAUCGUGGAGGUGUGCUGGCUGAUGUUCGCAGUGGUCUGGUUGAUCCUCAACUACCAGAGCUGCCCAAUAGAAGGGGUAAAGGAAGCCAUAUUAGGUAUGGUCGUGUGCAACUGGGUGGUGGUACUGACUGUGAUGCUGACCGUUUGGUGCGUCUUCGACACGGCCGGAAGGUCCUGGGUGAAGAUGAAGAAGUACCAACGAUCAAUGAGAGAGUCUGAGUCCAGGUUCCAGUACAAGCGGUCGGGAAACCGGGCGAGGAAUUGGAGGCAACGAAAAGUUCUACGAGCUUAUCAAGACAGCUGGGACCACAGGUGUCGGCUCUUGUUUUGCUGUAUCAGGAACUCUGACAGAAGCAAGAAUUCCUUCACCGAUAUUGCAAGAUUACUGUCAGAUUUCUUCAGAGACUUAGAUGUUGUGCCGUCAGAUGUGGUUGCUGGUCUAGUACUUUUGAGGAAAUUUCAAAAAAUUGAACGAGAAUCUAAUGUCAGCCAGAGAAAAAAUGACACUUACGAAUACUUAUCGGGAGUGCCAGUUACACCUAGAACCAAGUUCCUGCCGCUGGGCGACAUGCAACACUACCAGCACUUCCAAGCAGUUAUACAUUUCAUGCAUUAUGCUUUGGCUGCUUAUGGGUGGCCUAUGUUCCUAAUGACUACACCGCUAGUCAACUUCUGUAAGAUCUCUCAAAAUAUCAGUUGCCUGUUAUGUCGAUCUAACCCUCAAGUUAACGGAGACAACUGCUGCAACUGUAAUUAUGCCGCCUUGAAAGGAAUGCUAUCAAAAGGGCAAGUCGUCAUUGUCUACGCAACUUACCAUGUCGAUGUUGCUGAGACACCAUUCUUUGUCGCCAUAGAUUUUUCAAGAAACAAAAUAGUCGUCAGUAUCAGAGGGACUUUAUCAAUGAAGGAUGUAAUUACUGAUUUAAAUGCUGAAAGUGAAACGUUGCCACUAAACCCUCCUAAAGAAGACUGGCUUGGUCACAAAGGAAUGGUUCAUGCAGCAGUAUACAUCAGAGACAAACUUAUGGAAGAAAAUAUUUUAAAUGAAGCGUUCACACUAGCUGCUCAAGAAAAGCCACAGGAGACGUUCGGCCUCGUUCUGGUUGGACAUUCGCUCGGAGCAGGAACAGCAUCCAUCCUGGCUAUUCUGCUGAGGCAGACGUAUCCUGACCUUCAGUGCUUCGCCUAUUCUCCACCUGGAGGUCUUCUAAGUAUGCCUGCUGUACAGUACACUAAGAGUUUUAUAACAUCUGUAGUACUUGGGAAAGAUGUAGUCCCGCGUAUCGGGCUAUAUCAGAUGGAAUCAUUGCGAGCUGAUCUCAUCAAUGCGAUAAAAAGAAGUAAAGAUCCAAAGUGGAAGACAAUAACAUGUAGUGUAUUCUGCUGCGGUUGCGCACCAAUGCCAACAUCAGCUGUGGAAUUGAAAGCAGAUUCAGCGACAAUGCAGGCUUAUCAACUGGAGAAGAAUUCUGCUCGAGAGGCAGCCGUUCAUCCGAGCGAUAACACAAUAGCACUGACGUUACACCAGCCCCUCUACCCACCCGGAAGUAUUAUACAUGUCGUCAGGCACCACCCAUCUAAGACUGAGCAAGUAUUGAAGAAGCACGAUCCAGUAUACCAAGCGAUUUGGGCGAAUAACACUGAUUUUGAUGAGGUUCUUAUUUCUCCAGUAAUGAUACAAGAUCACAUGCCCGAUAAAGUACUGGAAGCACUGAAUAAGGUUAUAACAAGCUUGGGUCCAGCGAAACCUCAAAGAUCAGUCAAUAACAAUAAUAACAAUAGCUCAGGGCCAUCAGACAUCGAGCACUGUCACUUACUGGCUGGAUCCAGUGCUGCGACGACGCCUCCUGCCCAACGGAUCUGCCUCGAAACUAGCUUCACAUCCAAUAACCAUCAAUCCCAAAAGGAAGAUGGCGAGUCUAAUCAUCUUCCCUGGGAGUUUAUCUCUCUUGUAUCUCCUGUCUUCGAACGACGGCCUGAGCUGCUUCACGAUGAGUGGAUGGGCCUCGCUCCUCUGGCAACGCCUGAAUCUUUCUCCGAAGUAUCGAGUAUCAGCUCUCGAGCUGGUAGCUUUUCCGGUUUGCACAAGAAAAGAAGACAUCGGGCCAUUAAAGAAAGUCAUAGUGUUCGUUUCAAUGAAAACCUUAAUGAUAUUACAGACUUUAGUACCGAUGUGACCGAACUUACGGGAUGUAACUCUGAUCACAAAAACAACAAUAUUCUCUCAAGGUUUUUCAGACGAAAAAGAUCUAAAGAACCGGAAAGAGAGCAAGAAACGAUCUCCCCAAGUCCUCCACCUCCACUGCCAAUCGAACCAAUCAAACUUGACGAAUCUCUGACAUCAACAGAGUCAUCACCCCUAUUGAGCAGUUUGCACCUCCUCACUGAUCAAAGGUUAGCCGAAAUACUCGGACGACCUUUGACAAAUAACGAUAGUACAAGUGCGUCUUCAAGUUUUCACUCAGGACAAUCCCUUCAAGAACUUCCUGCAACGAUUUCAUCAGACUCCAUCACUGUUAAUGCUGAGGUACACCAAAGUCCAGAACGGAGGCCGCAUUUAAGAUCUGAAUCAUCAGUCGGUGGUGACAGUUUGCUGGAAGACAUUGAGAGGUCAUUAAAUAUGAGCCUCUCUCGGGCUGGUUCUAGCGCAAGGCUCAGUCUAUCGAGGACUGGCUCAACGGCUAAACUGACUGAGGUCGAAAUUGACAUCGGGGAACCUCCAACCAGCUCGGAAGCUCAUCCAGCAGGUACUAAAUACAUGUAUCCAAUUCUACUGGUGGGGCACGGUGAAAGUAGUGUAUAAACAUGUUUAAACGUGUCUGGUGUUAAAGGUGCAUAAAGUAUAUUUUAACAGGCUGAAAUAAACCUUUUAAAAAUAAUAAUGCGAGCCUUUAAACAUUAAAAUAUCUACAAAAGUAUUGAUGGUUUAUAAAUUUAAAAAAAAACUAUCAAUUUUCAUAUUGUUGAAAAAGACAAUUUUUUUAUCGCAUAGAAACUGUAUUUUUUAAUUUUUAUAUGAUAACUUUUACUCUUUACAGAAAUUUUAUUAUAAAAAACAAAAAAAAAUUAUAAUUUAUAUAAAACUAUAUUAAAUAUUAAAUCUAAAUAAAGACAGAAAUGGAGUCCUUCAAUCAAGAUAGAUGAGGCAGCUACUUAAUGUAACAUGAUAUCUUUAUUUUAUUCAUCUAAAAUGAGGCAUGAAUGAACUUAUAACAUAUUUAUAUUUAUGUCAUAACAUAAAAUAUUGAUUUACACAUUCUGAUCUAUAAUGUGAAGUGUUAAUAUAAUAAUAAUUUUUAAAUUAUUAUAAUUUAAAAAAAAUGUGACUAUGUUACAAAAAUAGUCUACUUUUGAAAAAUACGGAAUCAACUUCUGCUUUAAAUUAAAUUAAAUUUAUUAAAGCACAAAGUUUGUAGUAACAUCCAUUCUUUUGAUUGUUUAUGAACGAUAAUAUUUGAAAUUCUUGGAUAUACUAUGUGUGUAAAUAUGAAACCAGAAUUUUGGGAAAUAAAAUAAAAUUUUAUUACAUAAAAAUAUUUGAUAAGAAAUAUUGCCCAUUGCUGGUUAAAAAAUUUUCCCAUCAUCUUGGCAAUCUAUGGAUGCUCUGGCAGAAAAAUUCUUUUGUUAUUAAGCCAUUUUCAUAUGAAGUAAAGUGCUGAAGAGCACUAGCAUACACUAUCGAUGCAAAUAAAUAGUAGUUGGUCAUUAUCAUAUUGCAAAAUUACUUUGUGUCGUCUUUUUUGAUAUUUUGGUAAUUUUUCAAAUCAGUCAUUUGUUGUUUAUAGCAUCAUUAUUAACAUUUUAGCAGCUCAUAAUAGAGCACAGUGUAUUUAUCGGUGGUCUUCUAUGUUCUUGAUUCUUCAUGUCAAAAUGCGACUUUUGAAUUUUUGCUCAUCCUAAAUUUCGACAAGCAUUUGAUGCAAUUCUGCAGCCUUUUUUUUUUUUUAAAUGGUAACAGAAAACUAAAGCUGUCUGCAAAUUAUAGUUUGUAAUCACAAAACUGGACAUGUUCAACGCUGUUGAAAUGUUGUUGCUAUAUGAAUAUUUUUUUGAGUUAAAAAUCUUUGGUAGCUACCGAAAAAACAAAGUAGUGCCAAUAAUGUGAUUUAAGGGGCCUUUUUACGACAAAGAUGCAUUCAUCCUGGAUUCAGGAUAUAUGUGCGUCUUUCGUCUUUAUGAAAGGGCUUUCACACCUAAGAUACAUUUGCCACAUGAAGCUUCUGUUUAUAUCCAUUAUCUCUGUUUAAUUCAGUACAUGAGUUUGAAAGAUGAUUAAUCGAUCAUUCUAUUUUUUUUAUGACGAAAUUAUAAUUCUGGCUUUUGCAGUCAGAAGAUGAAGACAAAAAAGGAAUCGUUUAUGGCAGCAUCAAUACUGGGAUAAUGCUGCAGAGCAUAUCCCUGCUAUUGUGUCUUAGCAAUUACUGAGCUAUCCAGUUUCAGGCAUAUUAUAAAAUGGAGAUUUUGGCUUUUAAAAAGUUAUUGGAUCUCAUGGGACCUUGAGACACAACAUCUAAUUGAAGUCUGAAAUUAAACAGAAAAGAAAAUGAGUGAGUCAAGCCUGAGAGUCUGGUGUUAGAGGUGGAGAGGGUGAGUAUGCAAGACUAGCAAAACAAAGGUGCACGCUGAAAUCUCCAGCUGGCUUUUUUCUUAAGGUCUUCGGUGUGAAACCUCGCGUUCAAUUACAUAGUGUAUGCACCUUGCGUCUUACAUCAUCGGUGUGAAAGGGACCUAAGAGUAACUGUUUUAACAACUAGAGCCAUCCUUGGAGAAAUUCCGGUUUCAUAUUUACACAUCUCGAGUAGAAUAGACUGAUUCAGGAAGAACUAAUUUUGUUUUGAUUAAUAUAGUCCGAUGACAAAAUGAAAUUCAAGAUUGUUAUAUACUAAAUAUUUUAUUCAGCACAAUUCUAACUAGAUAUGAAUAAUUUAAUUAAACGUCUUGAAUGAUGAAAAUAAGAACAGGAGUAAUAUAUUUUUUUUUUCCGAAAUUAUUCGCUAAAUCAAUUAUACUUGUUCACUCAAUUUUUCCAUAUUCACCAAUAACUUCCUUUUUUACUUUCAAUGAAAGCCUGUCAUAAACUAUUUACAUGAUAAGGAUUUUUAUAAAUUUUUAUCUUAAAAAUUCUCCUAAUAGAAUUCAUUAUUUUUAACAUUAUAAAUGCAGUUAAAUUCAAAAUUGCACUUAAUAAAUCUUAUCUAACUAAAAUUUUGCUAUGAUUGGUGUCCCUGACAAAGAGAGGUUCUCUUGUAAUGUAUAUUGAAUUUCCUCCAAAAUUAUAUUAAAUAUUAAUCCAAAAAAAUGACAAUAUUUUUUAUAAAUAAAAGAUAAAAUUAUCGGUACUGGCCCUUGGAAAUAGAUGAAACCUCCUAAUACAAAUAGCUUCUCUAAGUAAUCUAGUUUCGCUGUCGAUUAAAAAAUCGUCGGCUGUGAUAUCCUAACUUUUACCAGUAGGGAGAGCAUGGACAGUUCCUUGUGUCUAGCUGAUUUUUUAUAAAAAUUUAUAAAUAUUAUAAAAAAAUUAAUUGUAUUUAAGCAAAUCGAUUUGUAAAUAAGUCAUUCUUUUCUCCCCUCAUACAUAAGGAAAAUAAAUAUUUAUUAACUCUGUUAUGUCGAUUGUCAUUAAAAUAAAAGACUUAUUUAAUUUUACUUUACCUUUAAAACAAAUAAUUAUGAAUAAAAAAUUUUGGUAUUUAAUAAAAUUAAAUUAUAUGUAAGUCAACUUUCAAUAACACAAAUUUUUAAUGCUUAUCUUAAGAAAAAUUCAUACAAAAAAAUAAAUAAAUAGUCAGCUGUAAGGACCCUUUUUUUCUCAAAUAACAUUUUACCUUAACCUAAAAAUUUUUUAUUAACAAAAAACCUCGGAAAUAGGGCAUUUUUAAUCCCGAUAGCUGCAAACUUUUUUAAUUUAAUGAAGUACUCAAAACUCAUGAAUACCCAUUUGACAUAUUAGGGGGGGGAGAUUUAGCCAAAUGGCCCAAUAUUUUUAUAGGCCACCUUUUUUUCUCAGUUUUGAGAUCAGAUAAUCUUACAAUUUAAAUGGAAAGCAAAUGGAUGUUCAUGAGUUUUAGUAUCUCAUUAAAUUGCCUAAGUUCACCAAUCUCUGUCUCAUUUCUGAGGAUAUUUGUAAAUAAAAAAAAUUUUAGGUUAUGAUAAAAUGAAGCUAUUCACGAAGUUUUAGACAAGUGUUAAUAAUUUGACAAAAGGUGUCUCUACUUUGGAAUAAAAUAAGACGAAAAACUGAAAUAAAUUCAAUAUAAAUUAAAAAAACUAUUUACCUCUAUUACUUGCAUCUUGUACUGUGUUAAAAUUUCUCUGAAUACAGAGGUGCUGGAUGAAGUUCAAUGCAUCCACACCUGGGUUGUUCCUCAUUUAAUGUUGGUAAAUGGGUCUCAGUAUGUUACUUGCUUCAUAACCUGUCAUAAAAAUUAUUGAUUAUUGUGUAAUCAUAGCAUAAUGGUACUUAUUAUAAAUAUUAUGUUUUUCUAUUGCAAAAUGUAGACAAUAUUCAAAAUCAUCAUUGGUAAAUGAUGUUUCCUUUCUAUAAAUCUAAUCAACAUUUCAACAUUUUUGGUUAUUAAUUUUAAGUGAUAAUUCUAGUGGGAAAAUUUAUACAUUUCUAUAUUUACACAGUUCUAUAUUUUAACGCUGCAAUCAACUUACUCACUAUCUGUACAAAUAUUAUAAAUUUUCCAACUAGAAAUAUCACUAAAGUGACUACUCAAAAAUGUUGAAAUUGGUGUUAUUCAUUCUGUCAACUGAAAGGCUCAUAUAAAAAUACAUUUAAAUUUUACAUCUGCAUCCCUAAGUCAUCCUCAUAAAUGUCCUGAACCUUGUAUAAAAAUAUUUCGUACAAAUUUUCAAAUGUCCAAAAACUAUUAACUUCAUGAUUUAUCAUUUCUCUGAAUUUUGAGUUAUUGAUAGUUGACUGUAUACUUAUAAAUCAAAAUACAAUUAUUUAUAUUAAUAGUCACUAUACUAUUCUAGUGAAUUCGAUCAGAUAUUUUAAUUAAUUUAGAAUUAGACACAAUUUGAAUUGUAUUUAUGUUGUUUUUAUAUAAAGGUAUCUAAAUUAUGUAGUAUAUCAGCUCAAUUACAAUUUUUCAUUUUUUUUUUUAACUAACACAAAAUAUUGUGACAAAGCAUAAUUUUUAUUAAUGAUAAUAUCUAAAAAUAUAUUUCAUUAUUAAUCACAGAGGAGCACUAUAUUUUAUAUUUAUUUUUAAAAUAUUAAAAAGUGUUCAUAUCAUGAUAUCUACUAUGUUAAUCAUACAUGUUUUUAUUGUAUUAUCUCUGCACUUACGGAAUCACUUGAAAUCACACUUGAGAAUGAAUUGGUAUUUUGUACUUAACUAAAGAAUUGUGAUUUUUUUUAUUUAAUCAUAACAAAUGUUAAUAUCAUUUGGAAUGAAAUGUACACAUUUAAAAAUUGUAAUCCUUAGAUGUUUUCUAAGUCAGGCUUUACCUAGCUAGUAAACCUCGAUUAUUUGAUUGAAACAAAAGAUAAAAAAUAACCUGUUAUGAAGCAGAAAAAAUCCUGAAGGUUUUAUAUAGAAAACUUAGGAUGGGAACCGAGAUGCCCAUCCUUCCCUCCCCUCCCCCCCCCUACCAUCCUGCUAAGGUAUUUUAUUUCUCUCCUCUUCUUAAAAACAGUGCAAGCCAAAGUAUAAUGUUAAAAAUCAUAAGUCAAUUACACUUUCAGUGUUCUAUGCAAUGUUUUUCUCUUGCCCCCUUUUCAAUGCAAAAAUGCAUAACCCCAUCGAAAGGUGCUCCCUUCAAAAAUUUAAAAUCCUGGCAAGAUAUACCUUUCCUUCCUCCCCCCUCCCACAAAAAUUUUGAUGAUUUUCAUGAAACCCCCUUGUGAGCACCCCUGAUUGGAACUUAGGACCCACACAUCCCUAGGUGUAUUCUAAUAUUGAAAACCUACUUUUUGAGUUGUGUUACUUUCAUUCAGUCUGUAAAAAAAAUAUAUAUAUACAUAUACCUGCUGGGGUAAUUUAACAAAAAAAAAAAAUAAUAUAAAGACAUUUCAUUUAAUAGUAGUAGCUUUUAAAAAAUAUUUUUAUAGUAUACAUUUUUUCUAAAGAUAUACAUCUUCUAUAUAACUUUGUAAUAUUCAGUCAUGAGAAAAUACAAAACAGAAAUUUUUAAAUAAAUGCAAAAAUUGAUGUCUUAUACAAGAAAUCAAAAUUUGUUUGUUUAAACAUUUUCAGUCCUUUAAUAUCAAGGAAUAGCAUACUAAACAGUUUUGUUAUACAAAAGAUAUAUAAAUAUAUAUUAGUUUAAAAAUAAAUUAAAUUCUAAAAGUAUAGUCAGUAGCUUUAAAUUUCAAAGGAUCUAUUUUAGACCUUUCAGCCAUAUAAGAAUUGCUUUUUCUAGUGUUUAAACAAUGUCACUGUAAUUUCAAAUAUAGCUCAACAAAUACCACGAGGUUCUUAAUUGAAUAUUCAGUCCUGUAAAUCAAACAAUCAUGUUUGAAAAUAAAAAUUAUUUUUAUCAAAAAACAUUUAAUAUUUGGCUGUGAAUAGCGAAAUUAAAUUCGGGUAUAAACUGAACGCUUUCAAUCGCGUGUACAAAUCCUAUUCGCCCGCAAUAUUUAUUUAACCAAUUCUCAGCCCAAUUAGCAUAAGAUGGGGCUUGGAAUUUCAGUUUAUUUAUGUCAAACAGUUUUAGCUGAUAUAAAAAAUUAUAUAAUGUUGAAAUCACAAGAAAUGUUUUUAUUAUUCAUACUUGAAUCAAAUUUUGACAUGCCUGAUAAAUAAAAAUAAAAUAAAACCGAUUGUAUUUACAUGUAAAAAUUGUUAAUACUUUAUGAAGUUUAGAUGAUCGCCUUAGAGGCAUUCAUUUUUAUGUAAAUUACUCUAGUUUCUUGUAAAUAUAUUUGUUAUAAACUUGCUAUAAAAUAUAUCAUUUAAUGUUAAAAUGAAAAAAUUAUUAUAAAAAAAAAAGUUUGAUAAUAAAUAGACUAUUUCUGUAAGAAGUGUAAAUAUAGUUUUUAUUAAUAAAUACUGACAUUAGAAGCUGUGAUAGCUGGGACUAUGGCUUCAAAAAAGUUCUGGCACUUCUGUGCAAUUAUUUCUAAAUGCCAAAAUAACGGAUGAUAAAAACCAUCAAUGAUUUCAUAUUUAUUUUAAUUUUUAGUUUGUGGAAACUUCCAUUUUUACGUGCUUAUAUCCCUUGAAUAUCAAAGUUUUCGGAUUAAUCAUACUAUGCUCCUUAGUUCAGUAAAAUUCUUCCGUAUAAUUUUAAUAAGAUAUUAAAGUUAUAUGGAACAAAAACUGACAACUCGUGGGUUAAAACCAGUUAUUUUAAACAUUAAAUUAACUUAUUACAGUAAUGAUGGUUCUUAGUCGUCUGUUUGUUACACAUUUACAGUGUAACCUUGAUCUCUAUAUCUAUCCAUGAUAGUAUUAGGUUUAAUACAUCUUCCAUUGAAGAAAGAUUUUCGCUGUCCAUAAUUGACCAUGUACUUAUAAAAAAAAGAUUAUAAAAUAAAAUUAAUGAAUAUUAUAUCAUACUUAACUGAAUAUUCUUUAGAUACUAUUCCAUUGUAAUUUAUUAAUAUAAUGUUAGAUUAUAUUUGGAAAAUAUAAUUUGUAUAAUUUAAAAAAAAAAAAGAAAAAAUCAUGGGAUUUAUAUUAGUUGUUUAUAGUUUUAAAUUGGUUACAUUUAUAUAUAAAUAAUAUUGUGAUGAGUUGUCAAAUGAAAUAUAUUAUUUAUAAUUUUUAUUUGUAAACGAUUAUUAUGGCUGAUUUCAACUGAUAGUAUAGAUCUCAACACAUAGAUUAAUUUUGUAAUUUUAUAUUCAUCGAAGAAACAGUUUUUUUCUUAUCAAAAUUUAAGUGUAAAGAAUUUAUUUAUUGAAAUACAAACACUUUCUGUGAUAA
Nezara viridula (southern green stink bug) is the source of this 10098-nucleotide messenger RNA. The record is from the annotation of a GenBank genome assembly. NCBI's taxonomy places the organism in Eukaryota, Metazoa, Arthropoda, Insecta, Hemiptera, Pentatomidae.